Messenger RNA from Paralichthys olivaceus (Japanese flounder), 1509 nucleotides. The record is from RefSeq and is a predicted model, not a curated record. Lineage: Eukaryota; Metazoa; Chordata; Actinopteri; Pleuronectiformes; Paralichthyidae.
AACAGAGAGUAGAAGAUGUCCGACUGAUCCGGGAGCAGCACCCUAACAAGAUCCCUGUGAUCAUCGAGCGGUAUAAAGGAGAAAAGCAGCUUCCCAUCCUGGACAAGACCAAGUUCCUGGUGCCGGACCACGUCAACAUGAGCGAACUCAUCAAGAUCAUCAGGAGGCGCCUCCAGCUGAACUCAAACCAGGCUUUCUUCCUGCUGGUGAACGGCCACAGCAUGGUGUCCGUGUCGGCUGCCAUCGCCGAGGUGUACGAGCGGGAGCGGGACCAAGACGGCUUCCUGUACAUGGUGUACGCCUCCCAGGAGACCUUCGGCUCCGUCGCGACCACCCAGUGAACCGCCUCCCAUCUUCUUCCGCCUGGCCGGCAAUUGGACAAUUGUAGUUUUUAGCCCCACCCCCGUGUCUCUUACUCACACGUUUAUAGUCUCGACUGUAAGAUUUAAAACACAAACGACUAAAUCUAAGUACAGCGUCUGAUCUUUCCUGCAGCGAGCAGAUCAACUGGUUGUUAACCUCAGCAGCGUUUAAGCCACAAGGGUUGAACAGAGCAGGAGAAUUAAAGGAGACAUAUGAUGCUGUUUCAGUUUCAGACAAAAGUUUGUUGAGGGACAGGAAGCUCCUCUCCGCCAGAAAACACCGAAGCUCCUGAAACAUCUCGUCGGUCGCUCAGGCGAUGCUUCCCGGGGGGGGAUCGUGAUGUCACUAUAACGGCCAGCAUCUGCAUAACACAUCUGUCGCCGAGCCCCUUCGAGGCAGCAUGUGGUGCGAACCGCACAGUGAUGUGAGCUCGGCUUUACACAGACAGGAGCUGAAACCGAGUGUUGGUGUCAGAAGCUGAAGAGAGGAGCUGCAGCAGUAUGUGUCUGAGCAGAAUAUGUCUCCUUUAAGUAGAGCAGCCCUCGAGUCCCACCGUGACUCAGGCCGAGCAAGUCUUUUACUGUGUCUCUGCUUCUGUAUCGUCUCCUCUGGUGACUCCUGUGCUGCCUGUUGACGGCAGUUCUCCUCAGUGUUAUGUGUGUGUGUGCACAUAUUUAUGUUAAUGUACAGUGGGGGGGGCAUAGGUUUGGCUUUUAAAGUAGUGAUGUUACAUAAAGUACAGGGGGCCCCACCACUUGUCUAAACAUAUGUUAGCCAAUGAACAAAGCUGGAUGUUGUCGGAGACGAGGCAGCAGAGAACGCUUUGUGGAUUCAAGUUGUUUUUAAUGAAGCUUUUUUAUCGCAGUCUGAGGUUAAAGUGUUUUGGGAGUUGUAGGCUUUUAUUUUGCCAGGGAGAAACCCCCGUUCUUCGAAGCUUCUGCGACGUGUGUCUCGUCACAUUCCCUGCACGGUCCUGCUUCGGUGUUUUUAUCCCUCCCUGCCUUGUAGCCGGAAGAAGAAGCGUGUUCUUAACGGUAACGCAAAAAAAAAAAAAAAAAAAGGUUUAAUAGGAAACUGCUUUGCUCUUGAAACUGACGAUUGUAGUUUGCAAAGAAAAUAAAGGCCUUGGUGUACAGAUGACUAUAA